AACGGAAGUACAAGACAAAAAAUAGAAAUUAAUGAAUAAUUUUGCUGUAGUGCCAAAGAUUGGGGACUAAAACCCGAAUUUCGGAGGAAUUGAUUAAUUAAGUAACAAACUCGCGUUGGGAAAACUGUACAUAAGCGGGGGUUGCAGUAUAAUUUCAAAGUUCUUUCGCCGGACCUGAGUGCCAAUUGCCCUCUCCGAUCAUCGCCGGACCUCCGCCCUUUGGGUACGACACAGGUACCGUAUCCGAGUCUUCCGCUUUUGAUCUUUGUUAAUCUAUUUUGCGAUUAAUUGAUGAUGAUUGAUGACUAAAGGAAGAGGUGCUUCCGUGAGAGUCUACUUUCAUCUCCCAUGGUUUCUUGUUUUUGGUAUCCAAAAUUCUGUUAAAUGCUCCUGAUUAAGCUGGUGCCUCAUAUGUACUUCCGGUUUUUUGAUAAUUUAACAGAUUACACUUGAGUAUUUCUAUUUUAGUGUUUCUAUCUUGAUUUUUUGUUUCCGAGUUCCUUUUGUUAGGGCCGAUUCGUAGCCUAUUUCAAUCUGUUAGUUUUUUUUUUUUUUUUUAAAUGUCAGCCAUUGCUGAUUAGGAAAUCAAUCAGUUUUCUUUUUCAGGGUAAUUUAUUAGCUUCGUUUGCGCCAAUACAUAUGGUGUAGUACCAACAAAAUUAUCCAACAGGUAGAUUCUACUUUCAUCUAUUGAUCGACCAUGUGAACAUCAAAACUCACUUGGUGAUAGAUGGCUGCUUAUAUUUUCUGCUGAGUUUUCGGCAUUCUUUUUUUUUUUUGGUAAGAAAAAAGAACUACAUCUUGCAAAAGAUUUUGGGGUUGGUUGCUGUGGUGAGCAGCUUUGAUUAAUAUAAUCUCGACUGGUUUUGUUGAUGUGCCUGUGUAGAACUACUGCAAUUUGGGAGCUUUGUGCUUAGAAUUGACAUGGCGAAAAUGAUUAUUAUGAGUGAGCUACAUCCUGCUUUUGAUCAAAUUAUUAUACGAAUUGAUAAAAUAAAAUUCGGAGUAGAUAAAUAAUGUUUUAGGCCUUCCAUCUGCCUCAUCUCACCAUACUUUAUGAACUUACUAGUUGUAUUUUUUUUUUCUAUUCGAGAGUUAAUCUGGCAUAAUAAGGUUUCUUUCAUUCUUGUUGGUUUAGUAUUGUCAGUGUUAUAGAGUUUGAUGUAUCCUUGUCCCAUAAGAACAACUUCCUUUUGAUCCCUAAGGUAUAAUAUAGAUUGCUUCUAGGGAAUGGAAUAUGAACAAUUUUAACAAACUCUCUGUUAGGUCGAACUUUCACCAUCCAACUUUUGCCUACUGAUUGACUAUCUUCAUCAUCUGUAGUCUAGCCAAUGUACCUGACCCACUACUUUUUAAUCAAAAAGAUCUUUUCUGGAUACUGUGUUCAUGGAUAUAUCUAUUUAAAGAUAGUGUCUAUUGAAUAUAUUUCAUCAGAUUUUGUUAACUUCAUGGAACACUUGGUAGAAUUCAUUUCCAUGAUUUGUGAAGAGAUAUGCAAGUUCACAUUAUCUUAUAGUUUGUAUAGGAUAAGCAUGCCUUUGAAGUUUGCUUGGGGUUACCAAGCAGUAUUUCAGAUUAACCUCUACACUCUAGUGAGGGCCGAGGGGAUCAAUUGAGCACUCUUGCAGUACCUUGUACUGUAAACUUGAAAGAUUGAUUCUGGUGAAUUGCUCUAGAUAUCACCUAUUAAUUGACAAGAUAAUUUGUGUUAUCUGUUAGAAAACUAUUAUUAGUCCCUCAGUGAUUUUGUGGCUUAUAUUGUUUUCGAUCUAAUGGCUAAAAUAACUUAUCAGGCUUAAUUUUUAAGCAGGUCAUAAACUUUUGAACAUGGUUAAUGCCAUCAAGGGGACCCUUAUUUCAUGUGAUGUGCCUAUGGCUGUAUUUAUCAUUAACAUGAAUGCUGCAUUGCCUCAAAAUCAGAGAUUCAUUGUGCACGUCUUAGACAGCACGCACAUCUUUGUACGGUCUGAUGUAGCUGGAAUGAUAAAAUCUGCCAUAGCAGAGUUCAGGGAUAAAAAUACAUACGCGAAGCCUUCUGUUGAUGAUACGAAGAAAUGAACGAUAUCAACGGGUUCUACCCUCUCUCUGAUGGAUUGGCUGUGUGAGUAAAGCAGUGCGGUCUAGUUGCAGCUUCUACUGCUGCCUAAUAUAGGUUCAGUAGUACGCUUGGAAAGAUGAAACAUGGAACUGAAUGUAGCGCUCAUGAAUGAAUUGGUUUGCACUUUAGAAUCUUCAUCCUUGAGUAGUGAAAAAGACGUUGGUUCAAAUCAUUUGUAUGUUAAUCUUUUUUUCAUACUCAUAACCAUCCAAAGCUGGUUAAUCUACUGAUAAUAUCUUUGAUUCUGAUAUAAUGGAGGUUACUGCGUUUUUACCUUAUGAUGCUCCUAUUAUAUCUUGUCGUUAUCACAUUUGACGCUCGAGAUUGGAUAACUUUAUCGACAAUAUUAACAUCAAUCUCAGUCUAAGCUAUACUCUACUUAAAACAAUGUCAAUAUUCCAACUCUACAAAAAAAUAAAUAAAUAAAUAAAUAAAAAUCUUACCACAAUGGAGAAAAUUGAACGUCGGCUUAAGAUUGCAUUAUAGAGCAAGAAUUUAUUCUUGAUUUUUUAUAACAAAAAAAAACUAAUAAUACUAAAAAAAUAAGGAAAAAGAGAAAGAAACUCUGUACUAAAGUCGUGGAAAGGAGAACGAGUUUUACCAAACUUGCGAUUAAAAACGCUUUGGGUGAUUGAAAGUGAAACGAAGAAAAUUGUAGCUCCUUUGGCUCUGUUGCUCGCUCCUAUCCCAACAAUGGCAGUGUCUCUGCACCCAACGACUUGUUCGUAUCUUCACUCCAGCUCAGCUACUCCGCUGCCUUCUCUCAGUUGUGCCAGUAAAGUUCAUGUGGGUUUGCGGCUUCAGUCUCCUAGUCAGUGAUUCGACACAGUAACAAUAUAGUUUUUUUAUUGCAAAGAUUGUCUUUUCUAAGUUGCAAGGUUUAAUUUUUCUCAUGGGUUUUGCAGAUUCUUAUGGGAUUGAAAAGCAGAACCUUAACGUUCAAUUCUAUGAUAGAGUCUAUAAAAGUGUCCAGACCAGUACUUGCAAUGGCAAACCAAAGCGGGGACGUAUUGCUAUGAUGCCUAUAGGGACACCAAGAGUGCCCUAUAGAAAUGUUACUGAAGGAACCUGGCAGUGGGUCGAUUUGUGGAAUGCUCUUUAUCGGGAACGGGUUAUCUUCAUUGGGCAAAACAUAGAUGAAGAAUUCAGUAAUCAAAUUUUGGCAACAAUGCUAUACCUUGACAGUAUUGAUAAUUCUAAGAAGUUAUAUAUGUACAUCAAUGGCCCUGGUGGGGAUCUUACGCCCAGUAUGGCUAUCUAUGACACAAUGCAAAGCUUGAAAAGCCCCGUCGCCACCCACUGUUUGGGCUAUGCCUAUAAUCUUGCAGGCUUCCUUCUUGCUGCUGGUGAAAAGGGUAGUCGCUUCGCUAUGCCCCUAUCAAGAAUUGCAUUGCAAUCCCCUGCUGGGGCUGCUCGUGGUCAGGCUGAUGACAUUCGCAACGAAGCGGAAGAGCUUAUCAGAAUUAGGGACUACCUCUUCAAAGAGUUGGCGCAGAAAACUGGGCAGCCAGUUGAAAAGGUUCACCAAGAUUUAAGCCGAGUGAAACGGUUCAAUGCUCAGGAAGCUCUUGAAUAUGGCCUUAUUGAUAGAAUAGUAAGGCCUCCCCGAAUCAAGGCAGAUGCUCCUAGGAAAGAAUCUAAUGCAGGUCUUGGUUAGUUUUUAUGUAAUGUUUGUCAAAGAGAAAAUGUGUUGAUUAGCUAUAGAGAAGACUAGUACUGUGAACCCUUAGGGCUGAGAGACAUGUAAUUGAUGCAUGUGUUUUGUGAACUGCUGGUUUUUCAUUCAUUUGGCUGAGAAGAAAGUGUUUUACGAAGGCGGAGAUAGUGAAGUGUAACAGUUUUCUCUUUUUAAUGGUAUGGAAUUCAUUUACCAAAGAAAUAUGGUAUUGAAUUCAGCGAUAUAAUACACUCUAUAUUUCCAUUUCAGAAUUUGCUGUACAUCAACAUGAUUGUUUUGCUUGGUUUUGAAAAAUACACCAAGCUUUGCUCCAAACUUAUAAAUCUUACAGACAAGCUUCCAUGAUUUGAAUUCAGCGAUAGGAAGAAGCUUAGCUACUAUAACCAUAAUCUGAGACUGCCAAAAGAAUUAACUAAAAACUCAAUCCACUUCUUCGCUGUUGAGCUGGUCUGUUAACAGCUCUUCUUUCCAAACUUUGAUGACCUUUGCUAUGAAUUCCUCGAUUCUACUCUGCAAAUCAUCGCCUUCAUCAUCAUAGUCAUCGUCAUAUUCUUCAUCAUCUCUGUCCAGUUUGGCUUCGUCGUUGUUCCUAUUGUCGUCAUCAUCAUUGUCAUCUUCAAAACCAUCCGAAUCAUUAUAACUGGAGUAAUCAUCAUCGCUAUCGCUGCUGCCACUAUAGCAGGUUUCAUCAACCCUCAUUUCAGCCCCUACACUUGUUUCCUCUGCAUCGUCGCGAUACAAGUCUCCUAGGAGAAAUGUAUCAUUAUGCCAUUCUGUAGAUUGUCCAAGACCUUUGACGAGAAUGAAGCAUAUCCCGAUAUUAAACAUGACGAACACGAAAAUCCGGCUCGUAAGAAACCCGACCAAACAGCCAUAAGAUGACAACGAGAAACUUAUCAGUACCAAAGAAGAUGCGACAAACAAGAUUAUCAAGAAGAAUAUCAGUUGCAAACCAAAGUUCAUCCCCGAAAAGAUUAAUAAAGAUAGAGAGAGGCUCCUGUAAAUGUGAUUGGAUCAUUGUUUCUCCAUCCAUCCUUUUUAUAGCCAAAUUCUGGUUCGCUGCAAAAAUUAUAUAAGAAGGUUUUUUCCCAGAAAGUUUAGUUGGGAUUCAUGACGCCAACACGGUAACAUCACAGAGGUUGAGUUACAUGUACACCAAAAAAAAAGAAAAGAAAAGAGCUUGUUAAAGAAUGCUGGGUGUUCUUACCGGGAAAUUCUUUAGGAUUUGCUAAAAGGGCCGAAAUCCCAAUCCAUUUUCAGACCGUACUAAAACAGCUUCAGAUGUUUGCCAGGUUCAGUUUGUCCAACCUCGUACGACAAAGUAAAGGGAAUAUAAAUGUUACACUUACGUAUAUUCUUCUAUUGAAUUGAAAUAUA
Oldenlandia corymbosa var. corymbosa is the source of this 5153-nucleotide messenger RNA. The record is from the annotation of a GenBank genome assembly. NCBI's taxonomy places the organism in Eukaryota, Viridiplantae, Streptophyta, Magnoliopsida, Gentianales, Rubiaceae.